Messenger RNA from Ctenopharyngodon idella (grass carp), 579 nucleotides. It is a transcript of the gene s100a1, whose product is annotated as S100 calcium binding protein A1. Gene Ontology annotation, biological process: regulation of heart contraction. NCBI's taxonomy places the organism in Eukaryota, Metazoa, Chordata, Actinopteri, Cypriniformes, Xenocyprididae. Bases 213 to 503 code for a protein of 96 amino acids. The transcript is spliced from 3 exons. Gene Ontology annotation, molecular function: calcium ion binding. The record is from RefSeq and is a predicted model, not a curated record.
UUUAAACCGGUUUGUUUGACUCAUUGGUGGCAGAAGGACUGGAAAAAGAUUCUGACUCAUAGAUUCAGUCAAUGAGCAAAACAAACAACCAGAUAGAUCUAGACAGUGAUUUAAUGACCUAGUUGCCCGUGGCAUACACAACAACACACAAGCUUACUCUGACAAUCAAUACAGUUCUAUUUACUUUAAGUAUUUUGUAAAACAACUGCGACAUGGUUUCGAAACUGGAAAAUGCAAUGGAAGGCCUCAUUAAAGUCUUCCACACAUACUCUUCCAAGGAAGGAGACAAGUACAAGCUAAGCAAAUCUGAGCUCAAGAGCUUGCUUCAGGGAGAACUCAGUGACUUUUUAGCAGCGAGUAAAGACCCCAUGGUUGUGGAGAAGAUCAUGUCUGAUUUGGAUGAGAACCGGGAUGGAGAGGUGGACUUUCAGGAGUUUGUUGUGCUAGUGGCUGCUCUCACAGUGGCAUGUAAUGAGUUCUUUGUAGAGAGCAUGAAGAAUUAAAUGAUCUUCCAUGACUCUCUUCAGCUGCAUUUUGUAAGUGUUAUCAAAAAAUAAAUACUAGUGACAUGCAGACUAA